AACCAACAAGGGGAGCCACAACCUUAGUUUAGCAUAUUGAUUUGAUCCCUACGUGACCGUCUCCUUGCAAAACCGACCUGCGUUUCCUCCCACAUGUGUUUACGACACUUGAUCUAGGAUCUCGGUGGGAUCUGAUUCCUUACUCUUCCUCAACCGGCGAUCUGAAACUUCUCCCGCAGAUUCGAACUGUAUUCUUCAAUUCCUUCCGAUUUUGGUUUGGAUCUGAACCUUUUGAACCAAAUCCCAGGGGAACAUGUUCAUCUUCGAUUGGUUCUAUGGCAUUCUAGCUUCUCUGGGUCUCUGGCAGAAAGAAGCCAAGAUUCUAUUCCUGGGUCUUGACAAUGCUGGAAAGACCACUCUCCUUCACAUGCUGAAAGAUGAGAGAUUAGUUCAGCACCAGCCAACACAACACCCCACUUCAGAGGAAUUGAGCAUCGGGAAGAUUAAAUUUAAGGCUUUUGAUUUGGGUGGUCACCAAGUUGCCCGCAGAGUCUGGAAAGACUAUUAUGCCAAGGUGGAUGCUGUUGUGUACCUGGUGGAUGCCUAUGACAAAGAGAGAUUUGCAGAAUCUAAGAAGGAGCUAGAUGGCCUCCUUUCAGACGAGUCUUUGGCAAAUGUGCCAUUUCUAAUAUUAGGGAACAAGAUUGACAUUCCAUAUGCUGCUUCAGAAGAAGAGCUUCGAUAUCAUCUAGGGUUGACCAAUUUCACAACAGGCAAGGGAAAGGUCAAUCUCUCAGAAUCCAAUCUGAGGCCUCUUGAGGUGUUUUUGUGCAGCAUUGUUCGCAAGAUGGGAUAUGGAGAAGGCUUCAAGUGGAUUUCCCAGUAUAUCAAGUAGAUAUUUCCCCUCUUGUUAAUCAAUUAGCACCAUGUCUGCAGUUUUCAGAAGAGUUUCUUCCCCCUGUCUUUCAAUUGGUUCUUGAUUGGAUUAUUUGAAUCUCACAUCUGCAGGAAUGUUAUGUGCUGCAUUCUGUAUCUUAAGAGCAUUUUUUGGGGAACAAUUUUCCUUAUAAAUUUAGUUUACUGUUUUUUUUU
Messenger RNA from Prosopis cineraria, 1032 nucleotides. Its product is annotated as GTP-binding protein SAR1A-like. Gene Ontology annotation, molecular function: GTP binding; GTPase activity. Gene Ontology annotation, biological process: membrane organization; vesicle organization; endoplasmic reticulum to Golgi vesicle-mediated transport. The record is from RefSeq and is a predicted model, not a curated record. Lineage: Eukaryota; Viridiplantae; Streptophyta; Magnoliopsida; Fabales; Fabaceae. Gene Ontology annotation, cellular component: endoplasmic reticulum exit site; COPII vesicle coat.